AUGCCAGAUUCCACUGUGAAAGGAGAUUCUCAAAUUGAGCCUCCUGAUAAUUCUGGUCCAUCUCAUCCUCCCGAGCAACUUCCAGAGCGCAGCGAAGCUGACGCCUCUUCCGUUGCACCGUCCUCGUUCCUGCCUGAUUACUUGGAAGACGACUUUGAGAACGACGAUGAGUUCGACGAGGAGUCAGCUGAGCCACAAUUUGCUAGACACCAGGACGUAUUCCAAGACUCGCAGGGCAAGGUGGAUGAUAAGAAGGCCCAGGUGAGUGAUCGAAAAGUUGUCUUCGCCGAUGAGCAACUAUCAAGGUCUCAGAACCUUGGACUCAGAGGUCGUGAAAUAGAUGAGAAUCCGCCAGAACCAGACAUUGAAGAGAUACAGGCACAUCCGGCCUUUGCACGGCAAGUGAGCUUUUCCUCUGAUGUCGGCGAAGAUUCCAACAAAGCCAAAAUGCGCAAAGGCACCGCCUUUGUCCGUGCGGACAGCCUGCCGGAGUCAGAGGAAGAUGAUGAGGAGGCUCCUGCAGCUGCAUCUGAGCGGAAAGUCAGUUUCUCCCAUGAAGCUGGUGUCGAUUCAGAGACGGCCAGAGCCAUCAGAAGAGGCACUGGCUUUGUGGCUACAGAGAACCUGCCAGAGUCAGAGGAUGAAGAAGACGAGGCUCCUGCAGCUGCAUCUGAGCGGAAAGUCAGUUUCUCCCAUGCUGGAUUCACUCGGAGAUUGUAAGUUGGGCGCGCUUGUGUUAUCAAUGCGCCGGAGCGCUUGAAAGGCUCCUGCGGCUUCAUCUGAACGGAAAGUCAGUUUCUCCCAUG
This is a messenger RNA of Durusdinium trenchii, 806 nucleotides long. The record is from the annotation of a GenBank genome assembly. NCBI's taxonomy places the organism in Eukaryota, Dinophyceae, Suessiales, Symbiodiniaceae.